Messenger RNA from Cuscuta europaea, 2863 nucleotides. NCBI's taxonomy places the organism in Eukaryota, Viridiplantae, Streptophyta, Magnoliopsida, Solanales, Convolvulaceae. The record is from the annotation of a GenBank genome assembly.
ACUUCAUAUAGCAUAACAUAUCGAAAAAAAGUAUUUGUGAAUCUGUUACCGUACGGAUAUUCUGAAUCAGAGCAAAAAAAAAAACAGUAAGAUAUUCUGAUUAACCUGUUUCUUUUUUACCCAGAUCGGGUUCAUUGCGCUUCAAAAUUCAGAUGAUCAAACCUGAACGGAUUAAGGAUCAACCUGAAACAGAUCUCUUAUCAAUCAUUUUAUAUAGAAUUCCUUACCGUUCUUCUCAUCUAUACUUGCAUAGACGUGUGAGUAGUAUACAUUUAAAGAGAGAGCUUGAGCUCUGAAUUCGAAUUAAGAAAUUGAGCUAAGCCAGAUCACAAAUGGAUACCUCGCAUGGAGGAGGAGAAGGAGGAGGAUCUGAAAGGGAGAAGUUCAACUCCACGUCCUCCUCUUCCACCACCCCUAUCGCAGCCGUGGCCAGCUUCUGGAAAGAGUUUGAUUUAGAGAAAGAAAGGACUGUACUAGAUGAGCAAGGUCUUAGAAUUGCUGAAAAUCAGGAGAACAGUCAGAAAAACCGUCGAAAGCUGGCAGAGAGCACACGAGGUACUACUUUGAAAGAUUUCAUAUGGAAGAUCUGAAUAAUCUUAUUCACUGAUUAACGUACACCUAGCAUCGUUACAGAUUUCAAGAAAGCUUCGAAUGAAGACAAAUUGAGCUUAUUUAAUUCCUUGCUCAAGGGUUAUCAAGAAGAAGUUGAUAAUCUUACCAAAAGAGCAAAGUUUGGGGAAAAUGCGUUUCUUAACAUUUAUCAGAAAAUUUAUGAGGCACCGGACCCAUAUCCACUUAUUGCUUCAAUUGCUGAAAAGGAUUCCAAAUUAUCAGAGUUGGAGUUUGCAAAUCGUAAAAUGAAAGUUGAGCUUGAAGAGUUCCGCAUGGAGGCAACUCAUCUUAAAAAUCAACAGGCUACCAUACGGAGGCUUGAAGAGCGCUGUCGUCAAUUAGAACAACAGAUGGAGGAAAAAGUAAAGGAAAUUGUGGAGAUUAAGCAACGCAAUUUGGCAGAAGAAAAUCAGAAAACAUUGGAGGUUUUAAAAGAAAGGGAGCAGCUAUUGCAGGAUCAAUUACGCCAAGCUAAAGAAAGUGUUUCAAACAUGCAAAAAUUGCAUGAAAUUUCCCAGAGCCAGUUAUUUGAAGUUCGUGCACAAUCAGAGGAAGAGAGAGCAGCAAAGCAUUCAGAACUAAAUCUUUUAAUGGAUGAAGUGGAACGUGCUCAAGCUCGCCUUCUAAGCCUUGAGAGAGAAAAGGGGUUUUUGCGUUCCCAGUUACAAUCAGCUAAUGAAGAUAAUGGUGAUAAGAAAAGUGAUAAUUUAGACAAAAGUAGCAUCCUUGAGAAUUCUUUGAGCUCCAAGGAGAGGAUAAUCUCUGAAUUAAAUAUGGAACUUCACAAUCUGGAGAGCACCUUAUCUAAUGAGCGAGAAAUGCACAUUAAUGAGGUGAAGAAGCUGAAUGUUCUACUACAUGAAAAGGAAGUUGCUCUUGAUGAAAUGAAGAAGGAACUUCAAAUGAGGCCUACGACGAAGUUAGUUGAUGACUUGAAAAAGAAAGUACAAAUCUUACAGGCUGUGGGCUACAACUCUAUUGAGACUGAAGAUUGGGAAGCUGCUACCAGUGGAGAAGAGAUGAGUAAACUUGAGUCAUUACUUCUUGACAAAAACCGGAAAAUGGAGCAUGAGCUCACACAGUUGAAGUUUAAACUUUCAGAAAAGGCAUCAUUACUUGAAUCAGCUGAAUCCAAGAUCGAUGAAUUGACUGUAAACGUAAGUGAACAGCAAAGACUUAUCCAAAAGUUAGAGGAUGAUAUUCUAAAGGGAUACAGUUCAAUACAAGAAAAGAAGAGUAUGGUAUUUGAUGAUUGGGACCUUUCAGAGUCUACAAGAGCAGAGCCUUCUGAUAGUGUAGAACAAAGGCGCAUUUCUUCGGACCAAGAUCAAAGCUCAAUGUUUAAAGUGAUAUGCAACCAACGAGAUCGCUUCCGGGCACGCUUGCAAGAGACGGAGGAGGAAAUAAGGAAACUGAAGGAGAAAAUUGGGGUUUUGACAGCAGAACUUGAGAAAACCAAAGCUGACAAUGUCAAACUUUAUGAAAAGAUCCGAUAUGUUCAGGAUUACAACUCUGAGAGGGUUAUUUCAAGAGGAUCAAAGAAGUAUGCAGAAGAUGUAGAAAGCGGCUUUGGCUCUGAUGUGGAAUCUAAGUACAAGAAGAUGUAUGAGGAUGACAUAAAUCCAUUUGCUGCAUUCUCAAAGAAGGAAAGAGAUCAGAGAUACAAGGAGUUGGGUUUGAGGGAUAAGAUAACUCUAAGUAGUGGGCGUUUCCUCCUAGGGAACAAAUAUGCUCGGACUUUUGCAUUCUUCUAUACGAUUGGAUUGCAUGUCCUAGUAUUCACCUGCCUGUACAGAAUGUCUGCUCUGAGCAACUCUGGCAAUGCAGCAGAGGAUAAGAUCAUCGACCUUCCUCAUCCACAGUAAUACCUUUGACACAUGAGUUUUCUUCUCCCAACUGAUCCAUGCAAAUUAACAGGAGCAAGCUAUAUACAAUUAUGUGAUGUAAAUAGAGAAGAAAUAGACAGAACAGUGGCUUCCAUUUUUGUUGACAGCAGAAUGUAAUGGAAAUAUGGAAUCAUCGUGUUUUAAAACCAUUACUUCCAUCUGUUUCAGGCUGUGCAAGGUUUCUUCUUUUUAGAGCAUUCGUGUACUGUAAUGGUUCUAAUACAAAAAUUAGAAAAAUAUUAUUUGUGUUGUGGGAGGAACGAGAAUCGCACGUUUACUGGCCGGUCCUUUUAAUAUUAUGAUUCAUAUAUAUCGGGAUUAUCGGCUCUCUAACGAGAAACACACUAAUAAAUAAUAAUUUCUUU